Messenger RNA from Indicator indicator, 1809 nucleotides. RefSeq names its product staphylococcal nuclease and tudor domain containing 1 (gene SND1). Gene Ontology annotation, molecular function: RNA binding; nuclease activity. The transcript has 16 exons. The coding region runs from base 1 to 1809 and encodes 602 amino acids. Gene Ontology annotation, biological process: mRNA catabolic process. The record is from RefSeq and is a predicted model, not a curated record. NCBI's taxonomy places the organism in Eukaryota, Metazoa, Chordata, Aves, Piciformes, Indicatoridae. Gene Ontology annotation, cellular component: nucleus; cytosol.
AUGGCCUCCGCGGCCGCCACUGGCCAGGGCGGCUCCGCGCCGCCUCUCACCGUCCAGCGCGGUAUCGUUAAGAUGGUGCUGUCAGGCUGUGCCAUCAUCGUCCGUGGGCAGCCCCGUGGUGGGCCCCCACCCGAACGUCAGAUCAACCUCAGCAACAUCCGGGCGGGCAGCCUGGCCAGACGUGCUGCUGCCGGGCAGCCCGAGGCCAAGGACACCCCGGAUGAGCCCUGGGGCUUUCCAGCUCGGGAAUUCCUGCGGAAGAAGCUGAUUGGGAAGGAGGUCUGCUUCACUGUGGAGUACAAGACCCCCCAGGGCCGGGAGUAUGGGAUGGUCUACCUGGGCAAAGACACAAGUGGGGAGAACAUUGCUGAGUCCCUGGUGGCUGAAGGUCUGGCCUCACGCCGGGAAGGGAUCCGAACCAACAACCUUGAGCAGAGCAGGUUGGCAGAACUGGAGGAGCAAGCCAAGAGUGCCAAGAAGGGGAUGUGGAGUGAAGGCUCAGGGUCCCACACCAUCAGAGACCUCAAGUACACCAUCGAGAACCCCAGGCACUUUGUGGACUCCAUGCACCAGAAGCCAGUCAACGCCAUCAUUGAGCACGUCCGGGAUGGGAGUGUGGUCAGAGCCCUUCUCCUCCCUGACUACUACCUGGUCACCGUCAUGCUCUCGGGCAUCAAGUGCCCCACCUUCAAACGUGAGGCAGAUGCUCCUGAGGUCCCUGAGCCAUUUGCUGCUGAAGCCAAGUUCUUCACGGAGUCAAGACUGCUCCAGAGGGAUGUGCAGAUUGUCCUGGAGAGCUGCCACAACCAGAACAUCUUGGGCACCAUCCUCCACCCGAACGGGAACAUCACGGAGCUGCUGCUGAAGGAGGGCUUUGCCCGCUGCGUCGACUGGUCCAUCGCCGUCUACACCCGGGGGGCUGAGAAGCUGCGUGCAGCCGAGAGGUUUGCCAAAGAACGGAAGCUGAGGAUCUGGAGGGACUAUGUGGCCCCCACAGCCAACCUGGACCAGAAGGACAAGCAGUUUGUGGCCAAGGUGAUGCAGGUGCUGAACGCCGACGCCAUCGUGGUGAAGCUCAGCUCGGGGGACCACAAAACCAUUCACCUCUCCAGCAUCAGACCUCCCCGGCUGGAAGGGGACAGCACACAGGACAAGAACAGGAAGCUGAGGCCCCUCUAUGACAUUCCCUACAUGUUUGAGGCCCGGGAGUUCCUACGCAAGAAGCUCAUUGGGAAGAAGGUGAACGUGACAGUGGACUACAUCCGACCAGCCAGCAGUGCCACCGAGACCGUGCCUGCCUUCUCCGAGCGCACCUGUGCCACCGUCUCCAUUGGAGGCAUCAACAUCGCUGAGGCCUUGGUGAGCAAGGGCUUGGCCACCGUCAUCCGCUACAGGCAAGAUGAUGACCAAAGAUCUUCACACUACGAUGAGCUCCUGGCUGCUGAGGCUCGGGCCAUCAAGAAUGGGAAGGGACUCCACAGCAAGAAGGAGGUCCCCAUUCAUCGGGUGGCUGACAUCUCUGGGGACACCCAGAAGGCCAAACAGUUCCUGCCCUUCCUGCAGCGCGCCGGCCGCUCCGAGGCCGUGGUGGAAUAUGUCUUCAGUGGGUCACGGCUGAAGCUCUUCAUGCCAAAGGAAACCUGCCUCAUCACCUUCCUCCUGGCAGGCAUCGAGUGUCCUCGGGGUGCCAGGAACCUGCCUGGGUUGGUGCAGGAGGGUGAACCCUUCAGUGAAGAGGCCACACACUUCACCAAGGAGCUGGUGCUGCAGAGAGAGGUAGGGCCAGAGGCUCUGCCACAGCUUGGGUGA